UUGCCAACUUCGCUUCUUUUUCUUUCACCGACAAUCAAGUAAGCCAGGCCUAUUUUCGAACACAAGUGAUGUCCACAGCUGAUUCUGAAAAUUGUGUUUUUUACGGUGUUAUUUUCGAUGACAAUAAUGUCAGACAGCCGUGACAUUUCGUGAUUAAGUGUCACCGGCUUGUCGCAUAGAACCGAAGGUUCUCGAAGAUGAUUUAACUAAUCCCGUCCUUUUUGAUGCCCGUCGGAUUACAACUUGUGCAGGUGGAAUAUCCUACGUGUGUCAUUUUGUCAUUAUUUGAGUGUACUUGAGUAUCGAAAUCGCGAGCACCAACUUCGCUCAUGAUUACAGAGUGCUGAGCAUGGCGCGGGAAAAUACAAAUAAGUUAACAAGAGAAGAUUUUGAUGCUGGUCCAUGCAGCUUUGAUGAAAUCGAGCCAGGCUUGUUCCUGGGUAAUCUCACGGCUGCUACAGAUGUCGACUGGCUGAAAGAAGCUGGAAUAACUCAUAUACUAACAAUAGAUUCAUGUCCGUUGCCAAGAAAGAUCCAGGAGCGUCUCCCGAAUUUAAUCAUAAAGUAUAUACAAGUGACGGAUAUGCCGCGAGAAGAUCUGCUAACACACUUUGAAGACUCCUAUGAUUUCAUCGAUCGUGCCCUUGACUCUGAUGGCAGGGUAUUGGUGCACUGUUACUUCGGCGUGUCGCGAUCAGCUACCGUAGUGAUCGCGUAUAUCAUGAAGAAGCACGAGUUGAGUUUCGCGGAUACGCUCCAAGUGAUAAAAUCAAAGCGUCGCUUUGUCGCGCCAAACCCUGGCUUUGUGGCGCAGUUGCGACUCUACGAGGAUAUGAGCUAUGGCGUCGACAGUACUAAUGUGCAGUUCAAAAUGUAUCGAUUGCAGAUCGCCGCCGACAAGGUGCGCAAGGCUCGCAUUCUUCCCCAGAGCUGCGUCGACUUGGUAAAGCCUGAUCCCGCGCUGACAACCGUGCGUCCCGAGCCGUCGGUUUAUCGUUGUAAGAAGUGCCGUCGCAUCGUAGCGAGCGCCAGCAACAUUUUACCUCAUGCGCCACGCGAGAAGCAGAUCUGGCGGCAUAUCAGUGCCAAAAGCACCUCCAAGGACGGCGAGAGCUGUGACAAAUUGAUCCAGAGAAGAGACGAGUCGGCGCGAGUCGAGUUCUGCGACAAGAUUUAUUUUGUAGAACCGUUGGCCUGGAUGCCCGAUAUUACACACAACGUUGAGGGUAAAUUAAAUUGUCCUAAAUGUAAUACAAAACUUGGUUCGUACAGCUGGAUCGCCGGCAGUCAAUGUCCCUGCGGUAGUAAGAUUGCACCAGCUUUUUAUUUGGUGCCAUCCAAGCUCGACUGGAGCAAUGUUGUGCAGAAUGUCCAAGUAACAGUAUAGUAUUAAGGAAUAAAAAUAUGUUGAAAAUACCAAAGCAAUUAACUUUGGAUGAAUUUAUGGGGAUGGAAUAUUGAAUUUUGUAUUCGAUGAUAAAAUUUUCCAAAGGUUUUAAAGUUCUUGAUGUGCUAAGGCAAUACAAAUCAAGAAAAAUAACGUAAAGAAAUAAGCGUUGAGUACUUUUUAGACGCUAUAAUGUUUUGGAUGCCUCAUAGGCAUCCUUUUGAUGUUUUUUGAAUGUUUGUCUUGUUAAAUUAUAAUAUCACAUUAUGGUCCAAGAUGAUUGAUGUAGAUAUUGAUAUUUAUAACCUUCGGCAGAUAAUAUACAUCUUUUUAAGCUGUUAGAUUUUUUUAAGUCUCAGUUAUUCUAUAUAAAAUAUCAUUCAAUGUAAAAUUUAAAAAAUCCAUUAAAAGAAGAAUUUUAAUCAUAUCACUUUAUGAAUAUGAGGUCUUGCAUUAUUUACCUUUAAUUAUACCAGCAUUUUGUGCUAGAGAUUUAAAAAAGCUUCAUAAUAUCUGCUGAGGGUUGAGAAUAAUGCAUUUUAAGAAUGAGAUAAAAUACGGAUACGAUCAAUAUGUACGCCGAUUGACUAUAUUCUAAUCCUGUGCCAAUAUAUUUCGAUAUGUGUACAUAUAUACAUGUAUUUGUUACAUAUAUCUAUAUGUUGUGUACUUUUCUGAUUAUAUAUAAAUAUGUAUAUAUCAGUGAGAAAACAUACUCAAAGAUGUUCUCCGAUCUCAAUGUUUUUAUUGCACACGAUGUUGUCUUUAUCUAUACCGUCUACAUAUAUCUAUGUAAGGCCGUAAUUUCGUGUAGAAUAUCGUUUUCUGUAUUCUGUAUUUAAAAUAUUACGAUAUUCUAAUAUACUUCCUCAUAUAACUUAAUAUGUUACUCUAUCGACGGGAAAAAGAAGCGCUAUAACUUAUUUACUCGUUACCCUGUAUGUUCAAAACUUACAGCUUAAACUUGAUCUAAUUAGUUAAUCAUUAUCAUUAGUUAUAAGGCACACGAUCAACGUUGGACUUUUACCUGCGAUAAUCCUUAAAAAAAUCAGAAUCCCUCUUUGCACAUAAACCCUAGGGAUGCCAGAUUCUGCGAGAUCAUCUUAAAUCGACUAUCGAAUGAAAUAUAUUCUUAACAGUCAAGCUUAUCUUUGGUUUGGACGAUUCGAAUUUUUUAGUCAUUUUUAUAAGAUUUCGAUAAAUGAUUCUUCACGCGUUUGCAUCACAUCGUUUUUCCAGAAUGAUAUUGGAACAAUUCGUCUGUUCCGCAAGAAAAGAAAGUCGUAAAAUCAUAAUAAAUAAAAUCAUAAUAAGUAUUCCAGUCUUCGUGAAUUUAUAAAUGAAGA
Molecule: messenger RNA, 2733 nt
Organism: Atta colombica
Lineage: Eukaryota; Metazoa; Arthropoda; Insecta; Hymenoptera; Formicidae
Gene: MKP-4
Product: dual specificity protein phosphatase 12-like
Exons: 2
Coding region: 350-1387 (345 amino acids)
Biological process (GO): protein dephosphorylation
Cellular component (GO): nucleus
Molecular function (GO): protein tyrosine/serine/threonine phosphatase activity
Source: RefSeq, a predicted model, not a curated record